AUGGGCUCGAUAAAAAGGGUUUUGAAUUGGUCUCCAGAUGGGAAUGUUGACUAUAUUUCGGUGAAUCCAACGAGAGAAGAACUGGCUCAUUACAAGGUGGUUCCUGAUGACACCAGCGACCAAUCAAUCUCUAAGGUAAACGUGGUAAAAGAUUUCGAUAACAUUACAUGUCUAGACUUCUCUGAAUCAGAAGUUGGCCUUGUAGCUGUGGGUGAGAAAAAUGGGAUGGUCCGAGUGAUGAACGUGGUGUACGAUUUCUCAGACCAAGGUAGCUCUCAGCUUAAUGUUCGAGCGAAACAACAGAGAGCAGUCAAUACUCUUGGGAUGAGUAAUAGUGGCCUCAUAGCUAUGGGCCUAGAACGAAACCGUCAUGACGCUUCUCUCCAAGUGUGGGACAUCAAUUACCAAAGCACAGAUUCUAAUGUGAUCAGCCCGUCGUUUGCAUUUUGCGUAAACGAAACUGUGGUGUCCUUGCACUUCGUUGACGAUACUACUUUAAUCGCGGGCACUAACAAGCUUUUGAGAGAGGUCGAUCUGAGGUCUCCAACCCCUGCUUAUCAGCUCCCGACUCGCCUCUCAUACGACAUAAAGAUAAACCCUUUUGACUGCUGGCAAUUCACUACGUAUGGUGAUGACGGAACAGUAGCCAUCUGGGAUCGCCGUAAAUUGAGUGUUUUUACUUCGUCAAGCGAAAGCACAGAGGCCCUCCCACUGUUAAAGUUCGACAAACUAAUUGGCCAAGGCGCCGUCACCAGAAAAUAUACAAAUUCAUGCUUUCGUUGGUCUUCUCUUCGUGGCAAUGAAUUUACCACAUUGCAUGGGGGCCAGGUAAUAAGAAGAUGGCGAUUGGGAAGCUAUCCUAGCAGGCUUGGAGAUGAAAAUUCCCUAGAUGAUAAUAAGAAGUUUCCAUCCCAUAUCAAUUCGCUGUUUAUUUCGACUGUUCAUGACAUUAACACCAUUUACGAUAGAGUAGCUACUUUCGACUACAUUCCGAGAGAUGAUGGUGCAACUAAUUUUAUUUGUAUGAGACAAUCAGGUACAGUAUACCGAAUGUCUCUCCAAGGAGGAACGUCAAAAGCCGCUUUCAAUUGCGACAAUAGCCUUCUUAUGGCUAACAAUGACAGACCAAGUGUGGCAGAUUUCAGUGUUGCUAAGUUGGACGAAAAGGUUAGCAUGAAUGGCAAUGCAACCGCCUCCAAAGGCUUGUCAUUUGAGGACCUUGAUCUUAGUGACGAAGAAGAUGAUCAAAACAGUAGUAAGGAAUCACAGGAUAAAGAUUCGAUUGAUUACAGCUCUCACGAUAGCGACAAUGAAAGACCCUCGAGAUCAGCUUCCUCACACGAUGAAAGGGUCCCUUUUCUUCUAAAACCAGAGGUGUUACUCCAAAAUGACAUUAGUAUGAUAAUGAAGAGGCGUGCUUUAUUGAAUUACGGGUUGGAUCCUGUCAAGACUGUGGAGCUCAUCGACAAGUCACGAUCGUUGCAAAACAAUGCAUACAUCAGGAAUACUUGGAGAUGGUUAUCAAUUGCAAAAGCUUCCGUUGACGACGGAACUAUGGUUUCAGGCGAACUAGAUUUAGGUUAUGAAGGCAUAUUAGGAAUAUGGAAUGGCCUAGAUGGACUUCUAAAACAGGACAGGUGCCGUGAAGGAACGAUUUUAACGGAAAGGCAGCUAAGCAGAGAGCUUGAAAAGAUUAUUAGGAUGAGAGGAAAAUACAGAUCACGAAUGGGAGAGUCGAAGGGUUUACAAACUUUUGGGAACUCAGCAAAGCAUACUCAGCGAAAGCUAUGCAUGAUCAUAUCAGGAUGGGACUUGACACCAUCGGAUUUUGAAGAGAAAUACAAGAAUUUAAUAAAAGCGAAUCACUAUGAGAAAGCUGCUGGUUGGGCCGUUUUCUUCGGAGAUGUCACGAAGGCUAUCGAAAUUUUGAGUUCGGCCAAAAAAGAACGGUUGAGACUUAUCGCGACGGCCAUCGCAGGAUAUCUGGCAUACAAAGACCAACCCGGAAACAAUGCCUGGCGCCAACAAUGUAGAAACAUGUCGUCAGACCUGGACGACCCAUAUUUAAGAGUCAUUUUUGGAUUUAUUGCAGACAACGAUUGGUGGGAUAUAUUAUCCGAGUCAGCUAUAUCUUUUAGAGAAAGGUUAGGCGUUGCUCUACGAUUUUUGAAUGACAGCGACCUGACUCGAUUUUUGGAAAGGACCGCUGAGUCUGUAAUUACAAAUGGAGAGCUAGAGGGCUUGAUACUUACGGGUAUCACCCCAAGUGGUAUCAAAUUACUACAGUCAUAUGUCAGCAAGACUAGUGACGUCCAAACUGCGGCUUUAUUGUCUGUUUAUGGCUGUCCUCGAUAUUUCAAGAGCCCGCAGGUUGAUGAAUGGGUACAGACUUAUCGCAUGAUGCUGAAUUCGUGGGAGCUGUUCACCGUCAGGGCCAAAUUUGACGUACUUCGCGGUCAGCUUGCGCGCAACGCCCAGAAUAUAUCGCGAGGUGGCUGUCGACCACGGCAACUGUAUAUCCAGUGUUUGAAAUGCAACAAAAAUAUCAAUGCCCCCUCCGACGCGAAUCUGGGAGCUCGCAACUCAAAUGUAAUGCCAAACGGGAUGAAGAGCUUUGGGAAUGGUAGUGGAGGUAAAAAGUUUGGUUUCAAUAUUACCUCUCCCUCCAAUACAGCCUUCCAAAAGCAUUCCUGUCCCCACUGUGGUACCCCCUUUCCUCGCUGCGCCAUCUGCCUACUGCCUCUAGGUACGUCUAAUUUGCCUAUUGUGAUCAACGGUAAGGCAUCAGAUCACGAACAGUCUCUCGAGAACUACCAAGAUGUACAAGAGGCACGUCGACUACGACUGAACGAGUGGUUUAGUUUCUGCUUGACUUGUAACCAUGGAAUGCACGCAGGGCAUGCAGAGGAAUGGUUUGAAAAGCAUCGUACGUGCCCAGUUCCAGGAUGCAACUGCCGCUGCAAUACCUAG
Lachancea dasiensis is the source of this 2970-nucleotide messenger RNA. Lineage: Eukaryota; Fungi; Ascomycota; Saccharomycetes; Saccharomycetales; Saccharomycetaceae. The record is from the annotation of a GenBank genome assembly.